Sphaeramia orbicularis (orbiculate cardinalfish) is the source of this 4627-nucleotide messenger RNA. It is a transcript of the gene tax1bp1a, whose product is annotated as Tax1 (human T-cell leukemia virus type I) binding protein 1a. NCBI's taxonomy places the organism in Eukaryota, Metazoa, Chordata, Actinopteri, Kurtiformes, Apogonidae. The record is from RefSeq and is a predicted model, not a curated record. The transcript has 16 exons. The coding region runs from base 250 to 3270 and encodes 1006 amino acids.
CCGGAAGUUCAGCAUCAUUUGCUCCUCCAGGAAGGGACGCAUCAUCGGCAGGGCUUUGACAACAAGAGGAACAGGGGCACAAACAUCGGCCUGUCCGCAGAAAUUCACUCUUAAUUGCGAGUGGAAUAUAUAUAUAUAAUGGGUACUGUUGUUCUCCAUUCCCAGCCCAAUUUAUGCCUGUAAUUUUCGCCUGUUGUUUCCGACAGCUAGCUGUUCUACAAAGACAAAUGAAGUGACCAACAGGAUACAAUGUCAUCGUUCCAGGUGGUGGACUCGUCACCAGGCAGCAGCGUCAGCAUCAUGGAAACAUCCAACUUUGCCCAUGUCAUCUUCCAGAAUGUGGGAAAGAGUUUCCUUCCUCAAGUACCCCUUGAGUGCCGGUACACCCUGACUCCUUAUAUUACCCCCCACCCCAAAGACUGGGUGGGCAUCUUCAAGGUGGGAUGGAGCACAGCCAGAGAUUACUACACCUUCCUCUGGUCUCCAAUGCCUGAAAACUACGAACCAGGAAGUACUGUGCACAGGACUGUGGUGUUCCAAGGGUAUUAUGUUCCAAAGUCUGAUGGAGAGUUCUACCAGUUCUGUUAUGUGACACAUGCUGGUGACAUACGAGGCGCCAGCACGCCCUUCCAGUUCAGGUCUGCAACACCCACCGAAGAGCUGCUGACUGUUACCGAGGACGACAGUAACUCAGACAUACUGGUCGUCACCACCAAGACCGGUCUACUAGAGCGUGUAGAGGAGGCCCAGCAAGAACGCAGAGAGCUGCUGAAGGCCAUGCGCCUCCUACAGGAGGAGAAACAGCAGCUGCAGGAGGAGCAGAAGCGACUGGCCAGGGAGAGGGAGCAGGAGAGGGAGACAUGCUGCCUUCUGCGGACACACAACCAGGAGCUGCUGCGCUCGUCACAGGGUCUGUCAGAAGAAAGAGAGGAGGUGAGGAGGAGGCUCACAGAGGCCACUGACCGGGUCCGCCAGCUGGAGGAGGACCUGCUGGGAGUCACCCAAAGAGGCCUACAAAAGGAGACUGAGCUUGAUUGUCUCCGUGACCGUCUGAAGAAGCUGACCGUGGAGAGGGACAGCUUAGAGAGCCAGCUGAAGAACGAAAAGGAUGAACGAGACCUUUAUAAGGCCCACCUGCGCAGCACUGAGCUCGAGAACACGAAGCUGAGCGCAGAGCUGCAGAUGCUCAAGGCUGUGGAGCUCAACAGGGAGGUAACCAUCGCCCAGUUUCAGGAGGAGCUGGAGAGGCUUCGGGCCUGUGUGGCCCAGCGGGACAGCCUAGAGAAAGAGCUUCUGGCGCAUAAAGCAGACAAGGCAGAGCUUUCCCGUGUGCGCGAACAGCUCCGUCAGGCCGAGGAGCAGCUCCAGGCGUCCAGGCAACAGGCCUCCCUUCUGGCCUCGGAGAUCCGCGACUCAGCCAGCGCCCGUGACCACACAAUGACCGAGUUGUACCGCGCACGCGUGGAAGCCGACAAGCUCCGAGCCAGUUUGGCCGAUGCUCAGGCUGAGUGCCAGCGCAUGGAGAGUCAGCUUGACCGCAUGAGGAGCACCGCACAGAAGGAAGUGGUUAGUGUAAAAACGUCCUCAGAUUUGAUCUCCAUCUCACUUUUUAUGGAUUUUAAAUUUAUGAAGAAGUCCAGCUGUUUUGACAGAACAAGGGAGCCGCUGCAAAUCUGGUGGAAAAAGUCAAAUCCUCAGCUGAAGCAGAUCUCUUAUUUUGCUUCUUUUUUUUUUUUCCUGUUCCAGGGUGUUGGGACCUCUGGGGAGGUGACGCCCAGUCCGAUGGUGGUAUCAGAGGCUGAGGUGGAGCUGCAAAGAGAGGUGGAGGAGCUGAAGCUGCGUCUCCACAUGGCUGCCGAGCACUACAAGGAGAAGUACAGGGAAUGUCAGCGCCUUCGCAGGCAGGUGGCCAAACUGAACACGAGCGAAUCACAGGGGGAGCCAAAGAGAAAUGUAUCUACUGAGACAACGCUGGAGCCACUGACCCCCAGUCCAGAGUCCCCCACAGCAGGGAAUAUAGCAAAUGCAGUUCUUCAAGAAUCCGCUGAGAUGACAAUCACCCCUGAGUUUUCCACACAUAAACCCCCCUAUUUCGGCACAGACAAGAAGGAAAAGCCGGGAGAGAAUAAUCUGAUGGAGAGGGCUGAGGUGGAGGCUGAAAGAGACGGGAACCGAGGAGAGGAGAAAGACGAGGAGGAGAAGAGGGAGAGCCUGCCAGAGGAGAGUCUGAGGAUGACGAGCUGGGUGGAGGUGGAGAACGAGAGGCCGAGCACCAAAGAGGGCGCUGAGGUGGAAGGAGCAGCAAAGCCCGAGGACAUCACGGACAGUGUGGAGAUGGAGGAUGGAGUGAAGGGGAGGAGCAUGGGGGAGGCUGAGGACGAGCAGACCCGCUCAGUGGAGGAGGAACUGGCUAUGAUGGAAGAGAAGUGGAAGGAGCAGUGCGCCAUCAAUGAGACGCUCAAACAGAGGCUGGCCAAUGAGGAGGAGCGAUUCAGAGUGCAGAUGGCAGAGCGAGCGAGUGAGGUGACAGAGCUGAAACUGAAUCUGGCCCAGGCCCUGAGGGACAAGGAGCAGCUACAGGAGGAGCUGCAGCGCUACGUGUCCAGGCAGAGGGAGCAGGAGGCUGGUGUUCAAGGUGCCGAGGUUCGGCAGCCGAUGGUGCUGCGCUACCCCCUCCCCUACCCCCAGGACCCCUCCCCUCCACCACUGGUACCACAGAGGCCUGCUGAGCUGCAGUACGGAAACCCCUACUCCACAGACACCACAAAAGAUCGGGCUGAUGUCGCUCUGUCUCCUGACCACAUGUCCCGCCCUCCGCCUGAAGCCCCGCCGCCCUGUGCCCCUCCCUGCGCUCCCCCAAUCACACCCCCGAGCCCUGGUCCCGGGACACCAGGAUGGGACCAAGAGGUGGUCUGCAUCCAACCAUCACGCAGCACAAGCCCCCCUGAGAGCCUGGAGCACCCACCCGAGGAGCCAGCAGGUGAUGCUGCUCAGCCGUCAUGUGAUCAUCAGGCGAAUAAACGUGGUGACGCCAGGAGCAGCUUCUGCUUUGACUCCAGUAGCGACGUUCACAAGCGCUGCCCACUCUGCGAGGUCAUCUUCCCGCCUCACUUCGAGCAGCGCAGCUUCGAACAGCACGUGGAAAGUCACUGGAAGGUGUGUCCCGUCUGCUCCGAGCAGUUCCCGCUCAACUGUCAGCAGCAGCUUUUUGAGAGGCACGUCCUCACGCACUUCGACGGCCACGUGCUCAACUUCGACCAGAUCGAAUAGGACCAGGUUUCAGCAUACAGCGAAACCUAGAGUUACUCCUAUGGGUAAAUGUUUGUUGUCAGCUAUUAGUUCAUUUUGAUCGGGGUUUGGUUAAGUUGUCUUGUUAAUAUACAAUCAUUUGCACUUUUUGCAAUCAGCAAAACGUUGGAAAGAAUGUAAACCACUAAAGAGAAGAAGCAGAGUCUGUAGACAGGUACUAGGUUAGCGUCACCACACUACACUGUUGGUAAAGAUUAUUAAUGUUCUGGAAUAUCGUCAGUGCAGCCAUGACUCACUUGACUUACGCACCAUUGGUAGUGCAUGCAUAUAUUCUGUGUUUCCAACUACAAAUGUUCAUAUUUUCAAGCUAAAAUAUUGAAUUGUAGCAGGAGCCUUAACCACUUUGGAAAAAAAUAAAGAACUUUUACGAUGUUGGUUUAACAGAAAUCCCUACUCAGCAAGCCAAGGCCAUCACAUUUUAAUGAUCAAAGAUUAGAAAGGAUUCCAGGAACUGUUUUUUAAGGUGUAAAUGCAGAGUGAGAUCUGAAUAUGUGAUGUCUUAAAGAGUCUGUAUUUAUAUCCGAAAGAGAAGUGUUGUGAGGCGGUAUUUUUUUCCACUUGAACGGGACGUGGUCUCCGAUCCCUCCCAGCGUACUGUUGUACGUUCCAUAGUGUUUUGCAAAGACAGAUGGUUUAACAAAAGAAAAAAAAAGCACUACGUUUUCAUGUAUCUGCACUAAAUAAGGCUUUAUUUUGAAUGUACUGUACAUAUGAACAUAUGUGUAAGAUGUUGAGAGACUUGUGAAUUAAUGUCGUGACCCUGCUGCCCCUUCUCCUUCCCCCCUUCACUGUUACUCCCCUCAUGUUUUAAUGAUGAAAGAAAUGAUGACAUGAAGAGGUUUUACUUCCUAGAGUGCACUUUCUGAUCUUGGGUCAGUGUGUGAGAAGCUGGGCCUGGUCAUUUUUAUUUCUUUUUUUGGUAUUGGAGAGAUGAUGUAUGUUAUUAUUUGCAAGCAGACGGCAGGACACCGAGUCGACUCCGUUACGUACUUCCAUGUUUUAAAGUCAGAACUGUGAAGAGUAAGUCCCUGCUUCGUGCACAGGUCAGUGUUGGCCCUCAUGAAUGAAUGUCAUUUAUACGUGGCUGUACGUGUCUCCACAGGGCUCCAUAACACCGCUUGUCUAUUUUUGUCAUUUAAAAAAACACUCCUGACAGUGUAUUCAGGCUUUAAAACUUGCACAUGCCCAGUAAUCCCAAGGCAAACGUGUGUGUACGUCAUGUGUCUAAUGCAGCCACUUUCACGUGAGAAUGUCAAGGUGGUGGUUUAAGUGUGUCCUGUAAAGAUCUUUAUGAAUAAAUUAAGCUUAUCUUAAUGCA